This is a messenger RNA of Closterium sp. NIES-67, 1178 nucleotides long. Lineage: Eukaryota; Viridiplantae; Streptophyta; Zygnematophyceae; Desmidiales; Closteriaceae. The record is from the annotation of a GenBank genome assembly.
CCACAUGGCAGAUGACGUACAGAAAUUCGUCACCUCGUGUGCUACAUGCCAGCGGAUGAAGAGCAGCAAGCAGAAAAAAACAGGAUUACUGCAGCCUCUUCCUAUCCCAGAACAGCCAUGGCAAGUGGUCAGCCUAGACUUCAUCAGUGGGCUACCAACUACCACAAGCGGUCAUGACGCGAUCCUCGUCGUCAUUGACAAGUUUUCCAAGAUGGGACACUUCAUCCCGACACACACGACAGCACGCACCGAGGAGACGGCACAACUAUUCGUUCGAUACAUCAUCUCACAACAUGGCAUCCCAACCACACUCAUCUCCAACCGAGACCCCAAGUUCACCAGCAAGUUCUGGAAGGAACUAAUGACUCUACUCGGAACCAAACUCGCCAUGUCAUCCGCUUACCAUCUGUGGACAGACGGACAGACCGAGCAUCUCAACCAAAUUGUAGAGCAGCUCCUCUGUGUGGCAUGCAAGGACGACAUCUCCAAAUGGGACUUGCAUCUACCCGUCUUGGAGUUUGCCUACAACGACGCCACUCACGAGGCUACUGGACAGACGCCGUUCUUCCUCUGUUACGGACGCCACCCGCUCACACCACAGCAACAAACCGCACCCGCCAUAGUCCAACCCGCACACGACUUCAUCACAACCAUGCACCAGCUUUGGGAUCGGACCCACAAGUGCCUUCUCGACAUUCAGCAACAACAGAAGCGUCAGGCCGAUCGCCACCGCAAGGACCACACUAUAACCGUGGGAGAUCGCGUUCUGCCCGACACGCGCGAUCUUGACAUCAGCCACCUCCCAUCCAAACUGCGAAAUCGCUUCUGCGGGCCUUUUCUCGUUGAGGCACAGGUCACUCCUAUUACCUUCUGCUUACGUUUACCAGCUACUUGGAAGAUUUACAAUGCCUUCCAUGUCCAACUCUUGAAGCCAUACCGAGACCCCAACACGGUCUUCACCAGAUGCCAACCGCCGCCGCCGCUGCCCGUCCUCGUCCAUGAUGAACCCGAGUACGAGGUCGAGUCCGUGCUUGCUCACCGCCAUCGUCAAAAUGGCACCGUGGAGCUUCUCAUCCGCUGGAAGGGUUAUGAUCCUUUUGAAGAUAGCUGGGUCUUUGAAUUCGACAUGGACAAUGCUCUUACCUGAUGUACUUCAGUAAUAUAAAUGCACGUUGUAU